Messenger RNA from Monoraphidium neglectum, 255 nucleotides. RefSeq lists its product as hypothetical. The transcript has a single exon. The record is from RefSeq and is a predicted model, not a curated record. The annotation marks the transcript as partial. NCBI's taxonomy places the organism in Eukaryota, Viridiplantae, Chlorophyta, Chlorophyceae, Sphaeropleales, Selenastraceae.
GCGCUGGCAGGCAAGGCAGCCUGCCAGCAGCAGCAGCAGCAGCAGCAGCAGCAGCGGCAGCAGCAGCCGCAGCAGCAGCCGCAGCAGCAGCUGCAGCAGCAGCCGCAGCGGCAGCCGCAGCAGCAGCCGCAGCGGCAGCCGCAGCAGCAGCCGCAGCGGCAGCAGCAGCAGCAGCGGCAGCAGCAGCAGCAGCGGCAGCAGCAGCAGCAGCGGCAGCAGCAGCAGCAGCAGCGGCAGCGCCAACGGCUCACUUGA